GAGAGAGAGAGAGACUUCUCUCCGCUGUCAAACUGCGGGUUGAAGUUGCAACAUUGCGAACAGCCUUCAAAACUAAAGUGGACACCACUGUCAGAGCAAACUUUACCAGGACAUGGAUAUGACCUAAACUGGCCCAUAUCUGAUGAAAGAAGCUCAGCAGGAUGAUUCCUGUGGUGCCUGAGUCAUACACUCAUGUCUUGGCUGAGUUUGACUGUUUAGACCCCUUGCUCUCUGCCCUGCGGCUGGACUCGGGCAGACUCAAGUGCACAUGUAUUGCAGUGUCUAGGAAAUGGCUUGCACUUGGCACCUCAGCAGGAGGGCUGCACCUCAUCCAGAGAGAUGGCUGGAAACAGAGACUCAUCCUAACACACAAGGAGGGCUCUAUUACUCAGGUAGCAUGUUGCCCACAUGAUGAAGACUUUAUUGCUGUGGCAACAAGUGAGGGUCUUGUGGUGGUGUGGGAGCUGCAGUUGGAGAGGCGGGGACGUCCUGAGCGUGCAUGUGUGUCAUGGGAGCACCGUGGACAGGCCAUAACAGCUCUGUGCUGGGAUACAGCAGCUCUCCGUGUCUUCAUUGGAGACAUGGGUGGGAAAGUGUCCUUUCUACGUGCUGGAUCCUCUAAACUUGGCAAGGGUACAGCGUUUGUGAUCUUCCCAGUUCAAACCGUCACCACUGUAGACUCCCGUGUGGUGCAGCUGGGAUACCUGGAAGGUCGUCUGCUGGUCUCUUCACUCAGCCGCUGCUAUCUCUGUGAUACUGAAAGAGAGAAGUUUUGGCGAGUGGGCAAUAAGGAGCGUGACGGAGAGUAUGGAGCAUGUUUUUGCCCGCAGCAGCAGCAGGCUGGGCUGAGGGGGGUGACAGGAGCCACCAGCCACCUGCUGUUCUGUGCUCGGCCAGGUUCGCGUGUCUGGGAGGCCAACUUCAACGGAGAGGUGCUCAGUACUCAUCAGUUCAAACAGCUACUCGCCUGCCCUGCGUUGCCUCUCAUCUCGUACAAGAGUGAGCCACAGUAUAACCCAGGACAGAAGAGUUCUCAGUCUUUAGCUUUUCCUCGACUACUUCACUUUGGUGAUCUGAACCUCCUGACAUGGACAGAUUCUGCUAUUUAUAUCUUUACUCCCCAGAGUGGACAAGUGUUGCUGUGGACCGAAGUCAAAGAUAUAGUAGACAUUGCGGUGUUCCGUAGCGAGCUAUAUUGUCUCCAUGGCGAUGGGCACUUGUCUCACCUGUCGUUGUUGCCUGCUGAACGCUGUGUGGAGAGAUUGAUGAGGCGAGAGAGCUGGACACUGGCUGCCACUGUCUGCUGCAUGUUCCAGCACGCUAUAGUGGCAUGCAGGGCAAGAAAGUCUAUCCCCACUGACCGCCUGGAACAUCUCAAGUCCCAGCUUAGCUCCACCUCCCAGCAGCAGCUGAUCAGCCAGCUGGAUGAAGUUAUCAGCAAGUUGGAGCCUUUAGACUCUGCCUGCAGCAGUCGCAGAAGCAGCAUCUCUUCUCACGUGAGCCUGGAAAGCUUCAGUGUGCUGGAUUGUGGCAUAUACCGUGUCAUCAGCCGUAGAGGCAGCCAGUCUGAUGAGGACACUAGUUCCCUCAUUAGCCAGUCAAUGCUGGAGGAGGAAAGGCUCAAGGAGUUUAACUUUGCUCAGGAAGAGGAGCAGGGGGAGCAUGACUCUCAGUCAUGUGUGCGUAUAGAGGGGGAUAAAUCAGAUCUCGGCCUACAGUUUCAUCUGCCACUCUCAUUCCGCCCCAAACCACCACGCAUGGCCCUGCAGGCUGUUAAAGACAGUGUGUCAAGCUUUGUGAAAAAGACCACAGAGAAGAUCAACACUCUGCAAAUGAACUCUGACCUUUGGACCCGACCUGAGCAUAGGGAGAGCGGGCACGGAGAAAUCACAGCCUCACCUGCCCCAUUCCCAGAUGAAGUGGACAAUGAAUCUAUUGUUGACCAUGCGGAGAAUGAUCUGCAGGAGCUGAGGGCAGCAACAGAGAAGGCCAUCUUACAGAUCCAGGACCCUCUAGUUCUUUUGGAACCUGGAUGCCUGACAGAGGUUCUCUUAGAGUGGGUCCCUGUUCUAGAGAGGGUCCUGGGACCAGAGGACCAUGUGGACAGAGGAGAUAAUAGAGAGAAGAAGGAGGAGAAGAAGAGUUUGGAAAUGGAAGAUGAAGAUGCAGACACUCAGUCAUGCUCCACCUUCUCUCAGUCUGACAGUGCAGAACAAGACCACACCUCAGCACUUCAGAAGGGAGAAAGCCUUACCGAUAACAGCCUCAGUUCUGUCCCUCCUGCUCCGGUGUUCUCGUCACCCUUGACAGCUCAGGUGAAAUUGAUUCAGCCGCAUUUGCCCUCUGACCUCCAGGAUAACCUCACUCAGCUUGCCUGUCUUUACUUGGACAUGGGCUGCCCGGGUGGAGCAGGUGAUGGAGGAGUGGAGAAAGUGUGUGUUUUUCUGCAGACGUUCUUUUUCCUCCUGGAUAAGGAGAGAGUCAGGAGGAUGUGUAUGUUGAGGUACAGAGAGCAACCAGAUGUCUUAAAGGCGUAUAUUGCCGGCAUGAUGGAGUUCACCCGGGGCAGUAAGGUGGUGGAAGUAAUCCAGAAAGGAGACUUGCUGAAGUCACUGCGCAGUCUAAGAGAGCUGCAGCCCUGGAAUGCUCCCAUGCUUCUGUCUCAUCUUUACAGACUGUAUGAGAAACAUGGAGAGGUGGCCGUUCGUGCAUACCCUCAGUUCUACCCUACAAUCCUUCCCUCUGACGUCAUGGCUAUGGUCCAACCCAGUCACUUUUUGCCCUACCUAGACAAUCUCAUUCAGUCCCAAGUUGAGGAACAAAGGCUGUCUUUCUUGGGGUCACUCCUUCAGCCUGAAACAUUGCGACAAGAUUGGCUAGAGCUGGCUCUUACCCAUGAUGCACCGCAGAGAGAGGAUACAAUUACAGCCGAUGGACAGCCAAAGUGGCAUUCUCACUACUUUUGCUGGGGCUAUGGGCGUCUGUUAUCGCUGCUGAUCCGCCUGCCUGCUGACCUUGCCUCCAAACAGAAGAUGCUUGAGUCGUGUAGAGUACAUGGGUUCUGGACAGGCUACCUGUAUUUGUGCAAUGAGCUGCAGCGCCGCACCGAGGCGUUCUCUGCCAUUUGUGGACUGGAUGACAUGAGUCUGCUGGAGGAGCCCAGUGGUAUAGUUCCUCAGACAGUUGAGGAGUGGAUGUUAUUGAUUCAGCUUUGUCAGCAGCACCGCAACAGCAGCAGCCUCUCAGCUUCAGCUGUCACACUUUCAUCUUCUGCUGACGCCACCUGUCAGUCCAAUGUAAACAAAAGUAACGGCACAAGCAGCGAUACCUGCACAAGUGACAUGAAUGGUAAAGGCAUUGAUAGUGGGCCUGGUGACCCGUCUAAUGAUUCAGUGGAUUGGAGCAGCCAGGUGAACGUGGAGAAGUUGACAUUGUGUCUAGCUCGAGCUGUGGGACCUGAUCGGGCUUUAGCAGCUCUGCAGGAGUGUGGAGUGCAGCUGGAGCUCAGCCCCCGUUCUACACUCAUGUGUGAGCUUCUGAGAGUGGCAGAGAAGAGGCAGAGAGCUCUGAUUCAGACUAUGCUGGAACGGUGUGAUCGGUUCCUCUGGUCUCAACAUGCCUAAUGGAGAUUCUCCUCUGGGUCCUCCUCCUCACAUCCUCUCUGCUCUCUUCACCACGCAGCAGGAUGUUCUGCUUGGAAUCUUGCAGUAUCUACACUACAGCCUGCCCUCGUUUGUUAUGUCAGGGAUAAUUGAUAUAAUUUUCUCAGUGUUUGAGUGCUGGAUCUAAUUUUGCCUUUCAUUAUCCUUUUUUUAUUGAAUAUAUGAACAAAAGAGAACUGCUUCUGUAUCUGCACUCUUAUUCUGAGGUGCUUUAUGGUUCCCUGGACCCAUUUAAAAACAUCUUAUGUUGAUGGUGCUAUUUGUACAUACUGUUUUUAAUAUUUAGUGGCUAAGAUCAGAUGCACUUUCCCAGUACCACCAUAUUGCUAUUUGCUUCUUCUAAUAGGUACUUUGCAUGCAUCCUAAGAUAACACUUACAUGUUACUUACAUGUCUUUGUUUCAGAAUUAGACUUGCAUGAAUUUAUGAAUAAGGGUUUGUUUGUAUUCGUUGGUUUGUAAAAAUUUGUUUGGACCCUUGCAAAGAGUUAUGUGUGAAACUACCUGUAUAAUAGAAUGAGCAUUCUAUAGCAAUGACCCAUGCAAGCCUGCAAUCUUGGAUCUUGAAUGAAUCAGGCAGUAUCCCACAAAACAGUUGCCUAACUUUAAGAGGGAUUCUACUCUUGCCUUAAGUCAUUCUUUUUGUUGUUGACCUACAUUUCCUUAAACUAUGUAAAGCCUGAUCAGGAAUUUCUGAAAGUGUGCCAUGGUCAGCUAGAGAUUAGCUCAGAGUUCAAAGAGGUGGUAAACAUUUAUUAUUAGUUUAUUAUUAUGACAGAUUUAAAAGUUUGUUUUCCUGAUUUUUUUAAAAGUGUCCUUCACUGCAAUAUCACAACUUGUCUGAUAGUUACAGCAGUUCUUGAUCUAGGCUGUGUUUAUGACAGUAUUAACAAUGCAUUUUUGUUUCAUUUUGUUUCUUAAAUAAUAUAUGCUUAGAUUUAUUUAUUUAAUUGCAUCUAAAGGUAUUUUUCUUUGCUAAUAUAUGUGAACAUUUGUGAGCCUUAAAAACAAUCAACUUUUCAUUUGGCCAUUAAGAUAACCCUCAUAUAAAGAUGCUGUGAACAAGAAAGACUUUUCUUGUGACUAAAACUUCAAGCCUUGUUGGUGACUUGCUGCUUCUUGGAAUGUUAGUAUUGUGGCAACUGUGGUGAAGAUGAUAAUAAAGAUGUCGUCCAUAGGAAUAAUCAUAUUUAUUCAUGCAUGUUGUGUACAGAUGACUCUAAAUGUACUGCCACCAAUAAAUAAAUAUGUAAGAAAAAGUUUAUAAA
Messenger RNA from Pygocentrus nattereri (red-bellied piranha), 4928 nucleotides. It is a transcript of the gene hps5, whose product is annotated as HPS5 biogenesis of lysosomal organelles complex 2 subunit 2. Gene Ontology annotation, cellular component: cytoplasm. Bases 162 to 3623 code for a protein of 1153 amino acids. The transcript has 23 exons. Gene Ontology annotation, biological process: developmental pigmentation. Gene Ontology annotation, molecular function: protein binding. Lineage: Eukaryota; Metazoa; Chordata; Actinopteri; Characiformes; Serrasalmidae. The record is from RefSeq and is a predicted model, not a curated record.